GACGCUAUUGGUAGUAGAGACACGUUCAUGUUGACAAUUUUCAUAACCUCGCAUUUUAACAUAGAAUUAUAGCUUCAAUCUUUUUAAUUUUAAUAUUAAUAAUUGGGCUAUAACCAGAGCUAGAUAUGUCUGAAGAUGCUCCACAGCAACAACGCUAUAAACGCAAACGUAAGAAGAAUUUCUUAAAAAAUGCCAAAGGUUUUGGUAAAAAAGGCAUGUACGGAAGGGGAAGUCAGUUGGAUGCAGAAACCUAUCAAUAUUUCAUACGCAUUUUGGACGUGUACAAAGAGGGUUUUCCUUCGGACGAAGAAAAAGCCCUGUUUGUAAACAAUGUUUUCCAACAAACUGAAGAUCAAGAGGUGAACUGUUGUUGUAACCAAGUUGGGUGCCGGGUUAUACAAACAUUUCUUCCGUUUGCUAGUCAAGAAUAUCUCGAACGAUACAUGCGUCUCCUUACAUCAGACUUACGGCCACUGUGUGCGGAUCCUUUCGCUAGCCAUGUUCUUCAGACAUUGCUGGAGAUAGCAUGCCAGAAAUCACUAGAUAAUGAAAAUGAAGAUUUCAAAGAGCAGUGUAAUGCAGCCACAGUGAAGAUAAGCAAAUUUCUCUUGAAUAAUUUGGAAGAUUAUGUUUGGGACACAUACGGUAAUCAUAUUAUACGAACUGUGUUGAAGAAUUUGGGAAAUGCAAGUGAAAUUAGUGACUAUAUCUCAAUUGUGAAAGACUAUGGCAACCGUCUACUAGCGUGGCCACAGUUUCUCGAUCUGCCUUAUUCAGAGUUAACAUCUGGGCUUCUGCAAGUACUGUUAAAAUCGUUGCAGAAUGUCGAUGCUAAACUUCUUGAUGCCUACAUGAGUAAACUGCUAAAUGAGUGCUUUACUAAAGUCAGUAGUGUUGAUGAUUAUCAAGGUAAAAGUUACAAUCAACUGCCCGAUGCAUUUAUGUCGAAGCCAGUGAUGAUGCUGUUAGAGAUUUGCCUGGAAGUCGCUUCUCCUAAACUUUACACACAGAUCUACGCUAAAUGUUUUGUUAAUAAUUUAGUGAGGCUAUCGCUUAUUAAGAACACUAAUUUUUCUGUACAAAAGCUGCUGGGGAAUUGCAAAGAAAAAAGUGAAUUUGAGGCAAUGUUUGAUGAGCUUUCAGAAAGUUAUAGCACAAUCUUGGAAUCUGGCCACUCUGGUGUUGUUUUAGCUGUGGGUCAAGGGUGUAAACGUCUUCUGACAAAGCAAGGAAGUUUUGUACAGAAUAUAAUGAAAGUGUAUGAAUGUUACGAACCAGAGUCACGUCAGUUGAGUAUUGUAUUGUGUUUGUGCAAGAAUUUGAAAUAUGACGAUUUGAACGAUCGUAAAGGUGAAGAUCUUCAAAGUGCAAAAUUAAAUUUACAUGGCACACUCAUGGUUCAAUUAAUGCUCGAAUUUAAUAAGCCAAUUAAAAUUAUCAACAGCAUUUUGGAUAUUGACUCGAUUGACUUAAGGAAGCUGUUUUGCAAUCGUAUGGGAAGCCAUAUUGCCGACAUUUAUGUGAAAAGUCAAUAUGUGGGCGAAAAAAGCCGCGAUAAAUUGUUUAAAAAGUUACAGGGCACUUUUCAAGAGUUAGCUGCAGAUAAAUAUGGAUCUCGUAGUUUUGAGGCAAUCUGGAAUGUUACAAGUUUAAAAAAUCGGAAAACUAUCAUGAACGAACUGUCACAUAAGGAUGGUGCUUGGUCGAAUACGCAAUUUGGUCGAAUUAUUUCGGCAAAAGUGAAUUUGACCAUGUACAAAAGAAAUAAAGAGGAAUGGAAUAAUUUCAUUUUGAAAGAAGGUAGCAAAAAAGAUGUAAAAGAAUUAUUUACAGACAUUUUAGCAAAUUAGGUUUUAUUGAAUAAAAAAUAAAUAAAAUAUUGUUUGUU
Molecule: messenger RNA, 1888 nt
Organism: Photinus pyralis (common eastern firefly)
Lineage: Eukaryota; Metazoa; Arthropoda; Insecta; Coleoptera; Lampyridae
Product: nucleolar protein 9
Exons: 5
Coding region: 126-1850 (574 amino acids)
Biological process (GO): endonucleolytic cleavage to generate mature 5'-end of SSU-rRNA from (SSU-rRNA, 5.8S rRNA, LSU-rRNA); endonucleolytic cleavage in ITS1 to separate SSU-rRNA from 5.8S rRNA and LSU-rRNA from tricistronic rRNA transcript (SSU-rRNA, 5.8S rRNA, LSU-rRNA); endonucleolytic cleavage in 5'-ETS of tricistronic rRNA transcript (SSU-rRNA, 5.8S rRNA, LSU-rRNA)
Cellular component (GO): nucleolus; preribosome, small subunit precursor; 90S preribosome
Molecular function (GO): RNA binding
Source: RefSeq, a predicted model, not a curated record